Vigna unguiculata (cowpea) is the source of this 712-nucleotide messenger RNA. Its product is annotated as phospholipase A2-beta. Gene Ontology annotation, biological process: arachidonate secretion; phospholipid metabolic process. Lineage: Eukaryota; Viridiplantae; Streptophyta; Magnoliopsida; Fabales; Fabaceae. Gene Ontology annotation, molecular function: A2-type glycerophospholipase activity. The record is from RefSeq and is a predicted model, not a curated record.
CAACACAAGAAACAUUAUUUUUUGUUUAGGACUUUUAAACCAGAGGUUUGCUUGUGCCUGCAAUCCAAUUACAGAUCAAGCGUGGGGGAGGAAAGUUCAGCGUCAACCAUCCACAACCCUUUUCUUCAAGUUCGCAUCUUUCGGUUACGCUCCCACAAAUGUCACGCGCCACCGCCGCGUUCGGAAUCCUCCUCUGUCUCCUCCUCGGCGCCGCCGCCCACUGCUCCGCUCAGCUAAACUGCAGCACAACGUGCAUUGCGGAGCAGUGCGACACGAUUGCAAUCAGAUACGGUAAGUAUUGCGGGGUGGGGUAUACUGGGUGUCCCGGGCAGAAACCAUGCGAUGGUGUUGAUGCUUGUUGCAUGGCCCAUGACGACUGUGUUGACAAAUUCGGAAUGACUCAUGUGAAAUGCCACAAGAAAUUGAAGAAUUGCCUAAUCAGGGAACUUGAAUCUGGGAAGGUUGGGUUUUCGAAGGAGUGUCCAUACAGUAUAGCUGCACCAACGAUGAUAAGAGGCAUGGACUUGGCCAUCUUGCUGAGCCACUUGGGUGAACCUGCUUAUGAUCACUGACAAACUCAACCCUUCUGAUGCAGUUCUUCCUCCUUCCCCAUUACCAUCGAACUUCAUCUUCUGAUCUUCUUCUGCAUGGCUAAGCCUCUGUUAUUCAUUUUCCACAUUCUUAUUUAAUAAUAAAUAAUACCAAUGCUUUA